Messenger RNA from Drosophila miranda, 1155 nucleotides. RefSeq names its product actin-related protein 2/3 complex subunit 3-like. The coding region runs from base 132 to 665 and encodes 177 amino acids. Gene Ontology annotation, biological process: regulation of actin filament polymerization; Arp2/3 complex-mediated actin nucleation. Lineage: Eukaryota; Metazoa; Arthropoda; Insecta; Diptera; Drosophilidae. Gene Ontology annotation, cellular component: cytoskeleton; Arp2/3 protein complex. Gene Ontology annotation, molecular function: actin filament binding. The transcript has 5 exons. The record is from RefSeq and is a predicted model, not a curated record.
CGAUAGGUGAUUUACCAGCUGGGCUGGGGAAAAACAGUGCAAAGCAGUCCGAGAAAUUGUUGUUUUUGCCAAAAAGAACAAUAUAAUUGUUAUUAAUUUAUAGCCUGCUAUUUUGUUUUGACAUAAAUACCAUGCCGGCCUACCACUCCCAGAUCAAGGAGUUCCCCCAACAAGUGGGCAACAUGGCCAUCCUGCCCCUCCGUACCCAGGUGCGCGGACCAGCGCCCAGUGCCAAUGUGGAGAACGACAUCAUUGAUGAGUCACUAUACUUUUUCAAAGCCAAUGUAUUCUUUCGCACAUACGAAAUCAAAUCGGAGGUGGACCGCGUACUCAUCUACGUGACACUGUACAUAACCGAAUGCCUGAAGCGGCUUAAUCGAUGCACCAGCAAGGGUCAGGGACAGCAGGAGAUGUACAUCCUGGCCAUUUCCAAGUUCGACAUACCCGGCGACGCUGGCUUCCCCUUGAACGCCGUCUAUGCGAAGCCCCAAACGGCCCAGGAUUCGGACCUGAUGCGUCAGUAUCUGUUGCAGCUGCGCCACGAGACCGGCAAUCGUGUGGUGGAGAGGGUCUUUAACACCGAGGAUGGCAAGCCAAACAAGUGGUGGACGUGCUUUGCGAAGAAGAAGUUCAUGGAGAAGAGCCUGGCUGGCCCGGGACAGUAGAGCCGUUCCCGUUCCAUUCCAAUGUCGAAUUGCAUUGAAAAACUGUAUUAACUGCGUCUGCGUCUAUUGAGACGCAGCCACGGCAACGAUGUUUAAUUGGAAAAUCGUUCUAAACAAAGGAUUCUAGUAUAUGUACAACCGACAUUAACGAUAGAGAUGAUCCGCUUGCAGAUUGGACGCAAUCUCAGACUCCCAUUUGUCGCCGUUGCAGAGCAGCUUUUCCUUGUUGUACAGCAACUCCUCGUGCGUCUCUGUGGAGAAUUCGAAAUUGGGUCCCUCGACAAUGGCAUCCACAGGGCAGGCCUCCUGCAAGCAAAAAGUCAAUGAAUCGACUUGAAAUUAUGUAAAAAUUACGACUCCCAUUCCUUACCUGACAAAAGCCACAGUAGAUGCACUUGGUCAUGUCGAUAUCGUAGCGCGUCGUACGUCUGCUGCCAUCGGCAGCGAUCGAUGAUCAGGCCAUACUCCAGUGGCAGCACUACACCAGGAA